AUGGUUCGACACAAGAAAGAUAACUUCUCUUCUCGAGGCAAGAAGUAUAGCAAUCCUCCACGAACUCGAGGCCCUCGCAAUAACUCCGACGAUGAAUCACAACCCCGCUCUUCUCGCCCUCCAUUCAAAGCCGCAUGUUGGGAUCUUGGUCACUGCGAUCCAAAACGAUGUUCCGGAAAGAAACUCAUGAAGCUUAAUCUUAUGCGAGAAUUACAUGUUGGUCAGAAACAUCAAGGUGUUAUUAUAUCUCCAAAUGCGAAAGCUACAAUAUCCCCGGCAGAUCGUGAAAUUAUGCAACAGUACGGUGCGGCAGUUGUGGAAUGUUCAUGGGCUCGUACAGCAGAAGUUCCUUGGGCUAAGAUAGGUGGAAAAUGUGAGAGACUAUUGCCAUAUCUCGUCGCCGCAAACUCGGUCAAUUAUGGUAAACCUUGGAGGCUAAAUUGUGUAGAGGCUUUGGGAGCUGCGUUUUACAUAUGUGGAUUCGAGGAUUGGGCAGAACAAAUAUUAGAACCAUUCAACUACGGCAGAUCAUUCCUGGAUAUUAAUUCGAGUUUAUUAAAGCGUUAUGCAGCAUGCAAAGACGAAGCAGAGAUCAAGAAGGCUCAGGAAGUUUGGAUGGAGAAAUUAGAGAGAGAAUAUAAAGAGAGUAGAGAGGGUGGAGCUGAUGGUGAAGAUGAUAUUUGGAAAAGUGGAAACACGAAUCAUAGAUUACCUGAAAGUUCGGAGGAUGAGGAUGACGAUGAAGAUGAUGAAGAUGAAGAGGGAAAAGACAGUGACGACGAAGUGGAUGGAAUUUAUCUCGGUAAAGAACAACCAAAAAAGAAACCCAUACCUGAAGAUGAUGAGGAGAAGGAGGAGGAUGAAGACAAGGAUCCUUUUGCCAUCUCAGAUGAUGAGGAUGAUGAAGAGGAAAUGGCAGAACUCAGACGAAGGGUCCUAGCCUCCAAACCAUUUGCCAAUCCACAAAAUUCCAGUCAAAAGGUCGCACCAGAAAAGAUUUCAAGACCAGUACCAUUGAAAGAAGAUUCUGAAGUUGAAGCGGAUUCGGAUAAUGGAGAAGAUGAUGAAUUUGACAACAUCAUUGAUGCUACUCCUGUCACCGAUAGGACAGGUAUAUUAGCAAAAGAGAAAGCCAAGACCGUAUCUCCAACCAUUGCCAGUGCUACAUUUUCAAGGAUGGUCGUUGGGGCACCAAAGAAGUGGUAA
This is a messenger RNA of Botrytis byssoidea, 1206 nucleotides long. RefSeq lists its product as uncharacterized. The transcript has a single exon. The record is from RefSeq and is a predicted model, not a curated record. Gene Ontology annotation, biological process: maturation of SSU-rRNA. Gene Ontology annotation, molecular function: rRNA small subunit aminocarboxypropyltransferase activity. The coding region runs from base 1 to 1206 and encodes 401 amino acids. NCBI's taxonomy places the organism in Eukaryota, Fungi, Ascomycota, Leotiomycetes, Helotiales, Sclerotiniaceae.